This is a messenger RNA of Aureococcus anophagefferens, 2619 nucleotides long. RefSeq lists its product as hypothetical. The record is from RefSeq and is a predicted model, not a curated record. Lineage: Eukaryota; Pelagophyceae; Pelagomonadales; Pelagomonadaceae. The coding region runs from base 1 to 2619 and encodes 872 amino acids. The transcript has 2 exons.
AUGCCCCACCACAACCCCAAACAGGAGCUCUUCGACCUGAAAAAGUCCUGGAAGGACCUGCCUCUCAGCGCCGUCGAGAGCGAGUACAACUACGUCCACCACACGCGGCGCAUGCACGCCGUCAUGGCCGCGCGCAAGGGCAAGGGCUCCGUCGUCGACAACCGGACGCCGCGGACGCUCCGGAACCCGCCGCCGUUCGCGACGGAGAAGCGGCCGCAGUCCGCGCCCCGGUCGCGGAAGAAGGCCGGCGCCGAGUCGCCCGCCAAGGCGCGGCCGGCGACGCGCGACGGCCGCGCGACCAUCGACGGCCUCGACGAGGACGACGGCGAGGAGGUCAGCGAGACCUGCAAGCAGAUCCUCCGCAACGCGUACACGCUCGACGACGAGCAGAAGGAGAUCUACGACAAAUUCACGCACAUGCUCGCCGACUUCGACCUCUACAUGAUGCGUCGUCCCGCCGCGCGCGUCGCCACCAUGAGCGACGCCGCGGCGCCCGCUCCGUUGUCGGCCGACAUCGUCACGUCCGCCGUCGAGGCGGUCAUGGCGAGCGACGCGCCGCUCCAGGCCGCGGCGGCGGACGGCACGCUGACGGCGAAGAUGGUGCGCACGGCCGUCGCGGCGCACCUCAAGGAGGCCGACGGCGGCGCCCGGCUGAAGAGCGAGUACAAGGCCGUGCUCACGGCGGCGAUGAUCGAGACGGCGGCCAAGUACCAGGCGCCGCCGGCGCCCGCGGCCGAGGCCGAGCCCGAGGGCGUCGAGGACAUCGACAACGACGAGUCCGACAAAGAGGACGACGACGGCGACGACGGCGGCGACGACAACGAGUCCGUCGACGACGACGAGCUCGCGCGGCGCGAGCGCGCGCCCCACAAGGACGACGCGCGCGUCGAGGCGCUCGACGGCAAGUGGACGGCGUUGUUCGGCGAGGUCUGCUGGGUCGCGUCGCAGGGCUUCAAGCACUGGCCGUCGAUCAUCUACGACCCGCGCUGGACCAAGGGCGCGAUCAACGCCCAGGCCAUGAAGCACCUGGGCAAGCGCCACUGCUGCGUCUUCUACGGCAUGGACGCGUCGGAGCGGUUCACCUUCGAGACCACCAAGAACGUCGUACCCUGGGACGAGGGCCUGAAACGGGGCCUGGACAAGCAGGCCAAGGAGUUCAAGCCCAAGCGCUACGAGCUCGCCUUCCCGAAAGCGGUCGCCGAGGCCCGGGAGGAGGUCGCCAAGGACAAGGCGCUCCGCAACGGCUGCGGCAUCCACGCCGCGGCGAAAAAGGCCCCGAAGAAGAAGGCCGCGCCCAAGGCGUCCAAGCGCGCCGCGUCCGACGCCGACGACGACGACUUCCUCAACGACGGCGCGCGCGCGCCGUCCGACGACGAGUCCGCGGGCGCGGGCAGCGACGGCGACGACGACGUGGUCGCGCUCCGGAAGCAGGCCGCGAAGAAGAAGGCCGCGGGCGGCGGCCGCCUGCGGAAGAACGGCGACCCGCCGAAGAAGAAGGCGCCGCCCAAGGCCGACCCCCUGCGGCCGUCCGUCGCCGCGCCGCCGCCGUCGAAGGAGGACCGGAAGCGGAAGCUCGAGGACGCGGCCGCGCGGCGCCGCGCGAAGAAGGAGGAGGACGAGGCCCGCGAGGCCCAGCGCGAGGAGCGGCUCAAGGCGUCGCGGGCGUCGGGCGUGCCCGUCUGGAAGCAGAUGGCCGACGCGAAGGCGUCCGCGGCGCCCGUCGGCGCGUCGGCGUCCAAGCCCGCGCCCGCGCCCGCGCCGCGGCCGCCGCCGCCCAAGGCCGUGCCCGUCCACGUGCCCGAGGACGCCGCGGGCCUCGUCGCGGCCCUGCGGACGGCCGUCGUCGGCGCGAAGAAGAACCCGCGCGUCGCGGCCGUCGCGCUCCUGAAGAUCUUCAACGAGAAGGUCGACGCGAUCGUCGCCGACGGCGCGCUCCUCGCAGACCUCGUGGGCCUCAUCAAGGAGGCAUCGCGCGACCCGUCCACGGACGCCAAGACCGUCGACAAGCUCAAGCGCCUCAAGGCCAAGCUCAAGGCGGCCCACGCGGAGAAGCAGGACCGCGACAAGGCCAAGGCCGCGGCCAAGGCCGACGCGCCCGAGGCCGCCGACGCGCCCAAGGCGCCCAAGGAGGAGGCGCCCAAGGAGGAGGCACCCAAGGCGCCCAAGGAGGAGGCGCCCAAGGCGCCCAAGGAGGAGGCGCCCAAGGCCGAGGAGGCGCCCAAGGCCGAGGAGGCGCCCAAGGCCGAGGAGGCGCCCAAGGCCGAGGAGGCGCCCAAGGCCGAGGAGGCGCCCAAAGAGGAGAAGCCCCCCAAAGAGGAGAACCCCCCCAAGGAGGAGAAAGCGGCGGAGGGCGCGCCCCCGAAGGAGGCGCCCGCGUCCCCCAAGGAGGAGGCGGCCGCGUCGUCGUCGGCGGCGCCGUCGUCGCCGGGCGCGGGCGAGAAGCGGCCCCGGUCCGAGACCGAGAACAGCGACAAGCCGCGGCCGGUGAAGCGCGCGCCCAUGCCGCCGCCCCCCGGGGCCAAGCCCGUGAAGCGGCCCCCGGCGCCCGGCGCGCCCAAGCCCCAGGCGAAGAAGAAGAAGAAGAGCGACGACCCCCUCGCGAACGCGUUCGCGCGGUAG